CCUUAAAAGACCAUGACCUUUGCAACGCGCACUUGUCGAAUUUCAAGAUGGACGACAGACUAUAGCUAAUAUUCCUUCUUUACAUACACGAAUAAGCGAACGUUUAAGAACUGCAAUAAGACUAUAGGAACUGUCAACAUGGAUCACUCCGAGGGGGAUGCCAGUCUUGGGGAUCACUUCAUGCAGUCGCUGUCUAGAGACUUGCCGACCUUCUCUCAUCAGCAGAGUGAUCUAGGACUGCAGAUGCUACCCCAGAGUCAGGAGAAUGCUCGAGUUUCCUAUGCUGCGGUGUACGGCUCUGGUCUCAGUUCCCAGCCUGCUGUAUCUUCCUCCAUGUACCAGGCUACCUCACAGGGAACUACACUGUUUCUCAAUAGUUCAUUGAGUCCUGGAAGUGUCCCUCAAAAUCUGAGCAAGUCAGCCACCUUGCAGGCAGAUGAACGCUACCAGCCUGCCGUGUGCAGAGCACAGCAAAUAGCACUUGUACCAUUUGGGGCCACAGACUACAUCCCAGUUCGACUUGGCCAAUUGGCUGCCAAUCUUCCCCUUCUGGCAGCCAAACUAACAGCAAACAGCAGCAAUAGUAAGGAUCCCAUGAGAUAUGUGUACCCGAUAGUGUCAGAGGCUAGCAUCAGGAGACAGACAUACAAGACAGACCUGCAUGCCACAGAACCCUUGAAUGAAUAUUCAGUAGAGGAUUUAUCAGCUGAUAUGUCAAUGGGCAGGGCUGGUAAAAUUGGCUCUAGUCAGGCUUAUAGCAGUGCAUACAUUUCAGCAUCGAUAAGAGAACAUGAAGUGCUUUCAGAAAGUGAUAGGAAAGAUGAAUCAGGAUAUUUGUUUUCAUUGGCUGGCAUGCAAGCCAAGCCUCUGGUAGCUGGUCCUGUGUAUAAGUCAAAGCUUGAAAAGGCUAUAGCUCAGAAUCAGCUGAGUCAAAUGAUGCAGAACUCAUCCAGAGAAACUAGAGAGGACCCUGAAAGUGUCGAGGCAACGAGAAUGUCUGCCUUGUCUGAAAGGGAACUCCAUAUUGAUCAGCCAUUGAACAUGAUGGAUGAAGAGAAUGAAAACACUGAAGAGCCACUUCAAAAAGAGGUUCAUACUAUGCCAAUAAGCAGCAUAAAUCGUAACAUUCAAAUAAGACAAGCUCAAAAGCCACUUCUGCAAAAGAAAACAGUACCUGUGAAGGCAAAAGAUGAACUCAGUUCCCUGCUUGGUACAAAAGUGGCAGAGAGGUACAAAAAUCUUGUUGGGGACUUGCGGACUUCGGAUCAAGAUCCUUGCAUUCUGUUCUACAACCCUUGCCCAACACAAACUGAAAGACCGAUAGUCACAGAGAAAACAUACAACGACUACGAUAUUGGAUCCUCAGUGUUAAAAGUCCUGUCUCAACUUCGAGCUGAAGAGAAAUUUUGUGACGCUAUUCUGUUUUUGGAUGAAGGAUAUGUCAAGGCACACAAGAUUGUACUCCUUGCUGCAAGCCCCGAACUGCAAAAGAAGGGCCAGGACUACAGCAACGCUGAGUUGAAGCUUGUGCUUCCAGAGGGCAUCACUAAGGCCAGUGUAGAGACCAUGAUCAACUUCAUAUAUCAUGGAUUUAUAUCCCUAUCUGUGGGAAAUGUACAGCAGAUAUACAGAUUGUCCUUGAUAUUUGGCAUGGACAGUGUAGUAAGGUUCUGCUAUGACUUCUGCAAAGAGGCUAAGUUGGGUCACCUGAUCAUUGCCAGCCCUUACCAGGAGUCUGUCAUUCAUCUAGACCGCAUAACCACUACUAAACAGAAAUUAAACAAAACCUUAGCAAACAAGACUGCAGCAAAUGGACCUUCUGAGAAAAUAAAUAACCAUUUGUUGGAAGUGCAAAAGGUCCAAGUAGAAGAAAACAGUUUUUGUGAAGAAAAUAACACGUCUAUCAAGCAAUCUGUUUCAGGGACUAUCAAAUCGACCGAGAACAAUAUUGUAGCUUCUAGAGAAGAGUUUGGCAUUGCUGAAGCAGCAAGCACAGAAAAUCCACAAUCGCAGAUGCAGGAAAUAGACUGGGUCACAAAUGAUCCUUCACAGAGCAAUAUUCCGAUACGAAAACGAGGCCGCAAUAGAAAACAUGUGUCAGGCACAUUGAUAAGGAACACUAACUCUUUUGACAUGGCUGACGGUAAGCUUGACUUGGCCAAGGAGACGUGUCAUACUGGAAGUGGAAAUGACGGCAAUGUAAAUGUUCAAACCCCAGGGACUGUAAGCACAGGGACUACAAACGUCCCUGCAUCUACAUGUAGCUCUGAACUUUUAACUGAGGCUUUAAAGGUUGUCGAGGUAUUAGAAUGUCAGAACAACCUGGAAAAUGUCCAACACAUUGUAGGAGUCAACAAGGACAAUCUGUCUAGUAAGGCAGCAGUCAAUACUGAUAAUGAACAUCAAAGAAAAAUUGAAAAUGAAGAAUACACAGAGAUGGUUGACCUGCCAGAUCCCUUGGCAAGUGGUAUUCUUGAUGACAAUGAACUUAAAAAGUCCGACUAUCUAAAUGAAAUGUUUAACGAAAAAAAAAGUGCUACCACAACACCAGCUAUAAAGGCUUUGAAACAGACAGUCACAAGGCCUUCUACACGAUUUCGUAAACGUCUCACACACUUGAGCAUUCUGGAGGUAGCUUCGCAGAAAAAAGCUAAGUCGAAUGACACUAGUGGUAAAUAUGUUAAAGUGCCUUCUUUAAGGAUCAAAACAAAGGGAAUGAAAGUUAAAGAACAUCAGACUGUUGAAACUGAUACUGUCACAUCCAGACAGGAUGAUAGACUGGCUGCCGUUGAAAUGGCUACUCAAGAAGAGCAUGAUAUUCCAUUGGGAACAAAAGAUUAUAGUAGACAUCCUAAUAUUAAUAAACAAUUGGCAUCUCCACAAAAAUGUUUAGUGGUGCACAAAGAUGUGCCCGUAUUUUUCAAUAAUAAGAAACAGCAAGACACUGGCAAUAAAGAAGAGGUUAUAAGGACACAAAGCAAAGGAAAUGAAAACCAGCCUGGGCAGAUGGGCAAUAAUGUAAGCAGUGAAAACCAUAUGGAUAAGCAAGAUGAUGAACUGAGUUAUGCUUCACCACCAAAGAAAGCAAGAUUAAGAAAAUUAACCACAGAAAUUAUUAACAUCAGUGACAAGGUGUUAAUGAGGCAGCCCCCAAAGAAGAGAAGCAAGGAGAUCAGAGAAAUGAUGAAAAUUGAGGAUGACAAGAGUUCUGGUAAAACAAAAGGAGGAAAAACAGAAGCAUGCAGUAAAAUUGCAAUAAACUUGAAAACAAACAAACAUUCUUCAACUGAAAUGUGGCAUGUUGCCAACCAAGGUAGACAUGUGGAUACAACGGCUAACAAAACUUCCAUCUUGUAUAAUUCUCAUGCUGUGACUGAGAAAGUGGCGCAGUUGGAGUUGAAGGGCUCAAAAACGACCAAUAUAAAACUGUACAGGUGUUGUUUCUGUGAUCGUGAAUUCUUGAUUGCCAAGCGAGCUAUAACACAUGUUGUUAACACACAUGAAAUUGAUCUGGAAGACAGUGUUCAAUAUAUAAAUAUUGAAGACAAAAAUUCACCCACCAAAGAUUCCAAAAUGUGUGACAUCUGUGGCUACAAAACUAAGGAGUGUGGCAUUUAUUAUAUUCACUAUCACAAAUACUUUAAACAUGGUGUACCAUUGCCAAAAGGUUGGGAGCCUUUCAGAUGUGACCUAUGCAAGAAAGAGUUCUACACAAAAUUUCAGCUUCGUGAACAUAAGCUUGUGCAUUUUGAAGACAAUCCAUUCGUGUGUGACACCUGUGGAACAAAGUUUAAAACACGGACAGCAUUAAAUAGUCACGUGUUUCACAAGCAUAAUAAAGAAAAGAAAUUUCAGUGCCAGGAAUGUCCAAAGUCAUUUAAAACACGCACUCAGAUCAAGGUCCACAUGCGAGUUCAUUCUGGAGAAAAGCCAUUUUUGUGUCCAAAACCUGAAUGUCAGUACAGGAGCACAACUCGUGGAAACAUGAAGCUGCACCUGAGCACAAAACAUAAGCUCCAGCCCAACAGUGUCAAACAGUUGAUGGAUGCAUUGAGACCUAGUGUUCCAGGAGAAUCUAAUGAAAUUGAUGUAUAUAUUGACAAUCCAGACAUGUAUGAGCAGAGCUUAAGUACAAGGUCAAAAGAUGGGGCCACUAGCUCACACUUACCGUCGGAGAUAUUAGUAUUUUCUGACAAUCGGGACCAUGGGAUGAAUAAUGUUUAUGGUGGAAAGAAUUCAUCUGUAAUGAUGUCAAGAGAAGAGAAUGGUGAUGAAUAUAGAACAGGUUUUAACAGAAAAGCAAUGGGAAGUAGCCUUAGGGAUUAUGAAGCUCUGAAUGACAGCCUGCCUAUGACAAUGUCCCAAACCAAUGAUGAAAACUCAAGUCUGAACAUUGACAAUAGUGUUGAUGUGAGUGUUCCGGGACAGGUGCAGCUGUUCAUUCAGGAAGUGGACAAGUAUAUAGCUGAACACUCGGUGCCAGUAAGUUUGACCAGUAAUGCUAAUGUACAAAAGGCUAAGGCCUUGGACUUCUACGCCAAGUAUGGAAAAAGUAGGUCAGAUAUGCCAAAGGUAAUUGAUCCCAACUCAAAGGAGGCUAGAAUAUUUCUUAAAGAAGCUUUUGAACACCCUGAGCAAACUUCUUUGCUUAAGCCCGCUCUCUACCAAAACACAAAUCACUUGGCAAACCUAAUCCAUGUUGACCAUCAGUCAGAACAAGAGACCCGGAUGUCCACAAAGUGGAAUUUCAAUGAAUCAGACAAUCUGGUGAUUGAUCUGCCAGAUGAUGUACAAGCAAGUAACUCUGAUAUACAGAAAAUCCAUUCACAACUGGAAAAUCUACGUUCCAGUUACCAGUUCAGAGACAACGUUUCAGAAGUGGACUUGCUACACAAUAUCAACACUAGUUCGCAAAGUCAAGCAUUGGACACUGGAGUCUUGAAUGUAUACCAUCAGCGCUCAGCGUCGCCUCCAGCAUAUCCAAAUUCGUCAGAGAUGAUGGUUUCCAUGAAAGCACAAAAUAAUGACAUUGUGCAACCUUCUGACCUCACUAUGGACAAUGUAGGUCAAGGUGAAGGUCAGGGUCAUCUCCGUAGCAACCAACAGCUGUUGUCUGGGACACUGUACAGCAGUAUUAACUCUCGGUCAACUUCCUCUGUCCAGUACGGUGCUGAUGGGCAGCUGUUUGAAGGCUAUUACCAGGACCAGUACGACAUUGAAAAUUAUUGAUGGUGUGUUUCCUGCUUCACAUCAAUUUUUGAGGUUUUACAUCAAAUAGCCGUUACAGAGACCUAUGCCUUUAUAGACAUAGAAGGAGGAUUAAUGAAAAUAACAUUAUUAUUUAUUUAUUUUAGAUAAUAUAUUUUGGUGCGUAAAAUUAACUUAAUGUUAUUAUCAUGUCUAAUACAAAUUGUUAAGGCAUCAUGAUGUAUUCAACAAACCUUUACAGAAGCUGACAAGUAAUAUUGAAUAUGACAAAUUACCAGUUCUGUUUUCGAUUUAUGUGAAGAGUAAAGGUACACUGACAAGCUACAAUUUCUGAAUGUUAAAAUCGAGAGUAUAAGAGUAUAUUUUUUUCACUUAAAUGAAAUGACAAAUAAAAGUUUUGAUAACAUGUUAAUGAAUUCAUAAUUGUGUAUAACCAUAACUAAUGUUUUGCAUUCGCAAGACUGUUGCUGUAAUGGACUGAGCAUGUUGUUGUUAUUAAAUGAUAUAUUUCA
Molecule: messenger RNA, 5720 nt
Organism: Dreissena polymorpha
Lineage: Eukaryota; Metazoa; Mollusca; Bivalvia; Myida; Dreissenidae
Exons: 9
Coding region: 139-5229 (1696 amino acids)
Biological process (GO): regulation of transcription by RNA polymerase II
Cellular component (GO): nucleus
Molecular function (GO): DNA-binding transcription factor activity, RNA polymerase II-specific; protein binding; RNA polymerase II cis-regulatory region sequence-specific DNA binding
Source: RefSeq, a predicted model, not a curated record